Lathyrus sativus (Indian pea) is the source of this 612-nucleotide messenger RNA. The record is from the annotation of a GenBank genome assembly. NCBI's taxonomy places the organism in Eukaryota, Viridiplantae, Streptophyta, Magnoliopsida, Fabales, Fabaceae.
AUGGAAAGGAUUUUAUUUUACUAUCUAUUAUUUCUCUUGCUCAGUCAAAUCCUAUGUUCAGGUUCAAGUAGGACAGAAAAUGAAGAAACAAGACAUAUCGACAUAAGACAACAAAUUACCAGCAAAAUUUCCACUGUCCAAAAAGACAUCACCACUCCAAUAACCACCAUACCAACAAUUUCAACACCUCCAUUUUUCAAUCCUAAUUCAAAUCCAGAUACAGUUUCACCAACUUCCACAUUUCCAUUUACAACUCCAAACACAGUGAAUUCUUUUCCAAUUUUUUCUGGUUUAAGUUGGUGUGUUGCGAGUCCAAGUGCUUCAUUAAUUGCUUUACAAGUUGCAUUGGAUUAUGCUUGUGGAUACGGCGGCACCGAUUGUUCGGCGAUUCAACCCGGUGGAAGCUGUUAUAAUCCGAGUUCUAUUCAUGAUCAUGCUUCUUAUGCAUUCAAUAAGUAUUAUCAUAGGAAUCCUUUGCCAAAUAGCUGCAAUUUUGGUGGAACUGCUGUCAUUACUAGCACUAAUCCAAGUAAGGCUUUUCCUAUAAUCAUUUUCUUUCCAACUUUUUCAGUACUAUUAGUGCAUGUUUGGAUCCGUCGUGAGAUUGGCUGA